Messenger RNA from Tachysurus fulvidraco (yellow catfish), 2761 nucleotides. RefSeq names its product protein LSM12 homolog A-like. The record is from RefSeq and is a predicted model, not a curated record. NCBI's taxonomy places the organism in Eukaryota, Metazoa, Chordata, Actinopteri, Siluriformes, Bagridae. The transcript is spliced from 5 exons. Bases 54 to 638 code for a protein of 194 amino acids.
ACGUGAGCACGUAAGCGCCCCGUCCUGAGCUCCGGCUUGGUUUGGCGGAGAAGAUGGCGGCUCCUGGACCGGGGGAGUAUUUCAGCAUCGGGAGCCAUGUCGCGUGCCUCACCUGUCUGGGACAGCGCUUACAGGGAGAAGUCGUCGCUUUCGAUUAUCAGACCAAGAUGCUGACUUUGAAAUGCCCGUCGUCCAGCGGGAAGUCCCAUCUUAACGACGUCAUCCUGGUUAAUUUAGCCUACGUGUCCAAGGUGGACACCAUCAACGAGCGCAGCGGGACUCCGCCCCCUUUAGCGUCUCUCAAUUUCAGCAAGCUCGCCAGUAGAGCUCGGGCGGAAAAGGAGGACAAGUUCUUGCAGGCGUACGCAAUCAGCGCCGGAGUCUCUGUGGACGGCCAGCAGCUGUUCCAGACCAUUCACAAAACCAUCAAAGACUGUAAGUGGCAGGAGAAGAACAUCGUGGUAAUGGAUGACGUCGUCAUCACGCCGCCGUACCGAGCCGACAACUGUAGAGGCAAAGAGGGAAGUGCCUUAGGACACGUACGCAAAAUAGUGGAGAAACACUUCCGUGACAUGGACCAGAAGUCUGUGCCGCGUUCACAAGCACAGCAAACACAGAAGGACUCGGUCUUGGCGUGAGCUUCGCCAACGCUAAUUUUUUUUCCCGUUUUUUUGUUUUGGGGUUUUAUUUUGUAAUCUGCCUCGAGACCGCGGCCGAGCUCGAGGUAACCCCGCCUCCUUCGUCUUCGUCUCCAGCACGAGCGAUCUACACGAAGAACAAAAAAAAAUCAGAAAAACGGCCAAACCGACAGAAUAGAAGAAUUAGUUUUAGAAAAUAUUUAAAUUAACGAAGGAUUGUUUUUUUUUUUGUUUGUUUUUUUUUUGUCUGAAAUAAAUCUUCCUCACCUUCACAAAAUUGCCAAGACGACUGAACAUCAGGUGAACAUCGACCUCUCUGGUUGUGUUUUUUUUUUUUGGUGUGUUUGAUUUUUUUUGGUGACUUGAAAGGUACCGGACUUUUUGACGUUACCGGUGUUUAAAAACAGCGCUUUUACAGAGCAGCUUGAAGCGAGCGCGAGUUCAUUAUUGCGUACAUUCACACUGCAGCGACCUUGGGCUCCAUUUCCACCUUUCUCUCAUUAUUUUUGUAUAGAAGGAAACAAAAGCCCAGCACAGAGGUCGUGAGCUCGUUCAUGUCGCUUACGAGCUGCCGAUUCGCCACAGCACGAGAUCGGGUGUGUGUUCGUAUGCCUUCGAGACGCUCUGUCGGUCAGAUAAAUGUGAAACCGUGGCAACCGUAAGGUAAAGGGAAGCCGGCUCCGCCCACUGAGCGGCCUUAACGACGAUAAACACACAGGUGUUGUUGGGAAGUGAAAGGAAGCGAGCCGCAGUGUGAAUGUACCACCUGACCGUGGCGUCCAAUCGGAGCCCAGUUUCUGAACCUCAUCAUCAUCUCCGCCCUGAAACAGUAAAAUAUCUCUGACGUGUCUCUGGUGAUUCUGGUGCCGAUCAGUUGACCGCGGCUGUGUAACGACGUCGAGCAGAAGAGAUAAAGAUCAGAUUUCACUCUUUAACAUAAAAAACAAACACAGGAGCUUCUCUCACAGCUAUAUGGCGCGGAUGAGACUCGGCUCCACCGGUUCUCCAUCUACGAGGUGACGAGGGCGGUGCUGUUAUUAGUGUGGGGCGUUUAGGAGAACCGAUAAUAUGAGACGCAUCCUGUAAAAAAAGUCUAAACUAAAAGCCCAGAUCACAGAUUACUCUAAAGAGGAACCGAACGUUCUCCCUCGAUCCUCAGAGACGUCGUAGUAGAUUCCACUACAGGAUCUUCAGCUUCUCGUUACUCAAACACACCUAAACCUGAGGACCUCAGGAGUUUGUGGACACGUCCACAUCUUUUUUAUUUUUUUAUAUUAUUAUUAUUAUUAUUAUAAAUUCCUCUAAUAUCAUCAGGACCAGGUGCUGGACACGAGUCAUCUCAGAGUUCUACAAUAAACAAAUCUGCUUUCUCUAAAGGCUCGUAACAAGAAUCUCAAAGCUCAAAACCGCAGGAGCGACGUUCAAGUUUACAUGGUGUGUGAAACCCAGUGGAGAAACUCUUCCACAGCGAGGGACCUCCUCCACCUCCAUUACAGCUCUUAUAAUUAUAAUUAUCAUUAUUAUUAUCAUUAUUAUUAUAUUUAUUGUCUCAUUGUGAACAAAGGCGGCGUUUCUUCACUUCUGUGCAGCAGAAAGAUGGAGGUUUUUUUCACAGCGGUGUUCAUUCAGGAUCGGUGCAUUUGACCUCUUCACAUGUUCAGACAUGGGAUAGAUUUUUUUUCUUUUUUCUGUUUUUUUGCAGUUCUCGUGUCUCGAGACUGAACUGGAAGGAGUCCGAUGUGACAUUGUGAAAACCUCUUGAGUCAUAACAGGACCUCUUUUUUUUUUUUUCUUUUUUUUUCUCCCCAACACGUCAUUCUGUGACUUUAUUUAGCGAGUGAUACUGAUCUCCUUUCUGAUCGAGAAAACCAGACCUAAAGCACGUAAAGGAGCUGCCAUGUUUCAGACCGAGACUGAGGAGGUGCGGCGGUUCUCACGGUGCUCCGGCUCACGGCGUCCUGAUACGGAGUGUGGCAUCAGACCGCGGCUGUCGUCGGUGCUCACGCUUCACACGGCCAACUCUUAACAAGCCCUAACAAACCCGUCGUCACUUAGGACUCUUUCUGUUUCAUUUUUAAAAACAUAACAUUAAAAUAACCAAUUAAAAAAAAAGGAAAAGAGAA